CCCUGAAGAAUACCUUAUUAUACUAAUUAUAGUAAUGUUGUGAGCCAAAAGAACAAACUAAAUCUGGUGUCAAUUUCUCUCUCUUUCUCUUUUCUCCGUCUCUUUUUUUCUGUGUAAUUUUGCUAAAGAUCACAAAAAGUAUCUGGGUAAGAUCACAAAAAUGGAGGGUCAUAUUCAUCCCUAUUUUCCGAAAGAUCUUUAUUUACCAGAUUUUACCCCUAAUUUUCUCUCUCCACUAACCAUCUUGACUUAUUUUGCUGCUGCUUCAAUCCUUGUUUUCACUCUCACAUGGAUUCUCUCUGGUUUAUAUUCAAAGGCAAGUAAAGUGGAGAAGUUGGUCAUUGGUUGGUUGACCUUCAAUGGUCUGAUGCAUUUGACCCUUGAGUUAUACUUGAUCUUCAGACCUUAUUUCUACAAGGACAAGACUGGAAACAUCUUUGCUGAAAUUUGGAAAGAAUACAGUAAAGGUGAUUCUAGAUAUCUCUCUUAUGAUUCCACAACAAUAGCUCUUGAAGGACUUUCAAUCUUUAUAUUAGGUCCAGCGAACCUUUUAGCAGCGUAUGCUGUAGCAACUGACAAGUGCUAUAAAAAUGUUCUCCAAUUGGUCACAAGUCUAGGGGAGUUGUAUGGUGUUGUUAUAUUUCUCACGAUUCCAUUCAUAGAAGGCAAACAAUAUUCCGCAAGUCCACUCUACUUCUAUGCAUACUUCGUUGGAGCUAAUUUCCCUUGGGCUUUAAUACCAUUGCUCAUAAUUACAAGAUCUUGGAAAAAGAUUUGUGAAGCUGAGGGUACAAUCAAGAGAAAAGUCCAGUGAAGUCUGUUGUUAUUUCUAUUGUUAUGUCGUAACUCGAACGUGGUUUGUUGCAAGUGAUCUUUUAUUUGAUUGUACUCAAGACUUGCUUAGUCCAAAGUUCUCAACUGAGAUAGAAAUUAAUGUACAAGACCUUUUUUACAAUAGAAUAAUUGCUUAUUGCUACGGUCA
Molecule: messenger RNA, 982 nt
Organism: Beta vulgaris subsp. vulgaris (sugar beet)
Lineage: Eukaryota; Viridiplantae; Streptophyta; Magnoliopsida; Caryophyllales; Amaranthaceae
Product: probable 3-beta-hydroxysteroid-Delta(8),Delta(7)-isomerase
Exons: 4
Coding region: 161-814 (217 amino acids)
Biological process (GO): sterol biosynthetic process
Cellular component (GO): membrane; endoplasmic reticulum
Molecular function (GO): C-8 sterol isomerase activity; cholestenol delta-isomerase activity; steroid Delta-isomerase activity
Source: RefSeq, a predicted model, not a curated record